AAUUUUCAAAAUUAGCUCUUUUCGAGUUUGAAAAUGGAAGAGCUGAAGAGGAAAACCGAUAUCAUGUUGCGUUCUGUCCUCGUUAGUGUGGGUCGCACUGGACUUGCACUCCGAUGGUUAGACAAGGAAUACAAAAGCAUUACUUACUCCGCAAUUCCCUACCAAGAAAUGGGCUUCUCAAGUCUCGAAAAAUACAUUAAGAGCAUUCCAGAAGUUGCUACCCUUUCAAGAGAUGCCGAUGGAGAAUAUGUGGUGCACGGAGUUCCAAGCGAGGCGGAUAAACACGUAGCGAAACUCAUUGCAAAGCAAAAGAAGCCAAAAAGGAAAGCGAAAGCAAAGGCCAGACGGCCGGUACAUGCGUCGAUGCACAAAUCAGGUGUGGGGAGAUCAGUGGCUCUACACAGGGCCCCGGUAAGGAAGUCCCCGCAAGCAGCAUCUUCUCGAGUAGGUGUUGCACCCUCCCGAGUAGGAGUAGCUCCCUCUCGAUUUGGUACAACACCUCGGUUUGUUCCGCCUCGGAUGAUGAGGGCUCCGGGCACGAACACAUCUGUAGACAGGAAUGGGGUAGAACAACAAAUUGCCCAACAAAUUCAGCAGCAGGCUAAAAAUAUGGUGGCUGCUUCACUAAAUAGCUCCAGAACAGUUCAGUUAAAUAAAUCACAGCUAGGUUUAUUUGCGAGUUUACCUCAGCAGACUGCAGUCUGUGGAAAUAAGAUCAAUGGAAUGGCUUCAAACAAUAGACAAGUUACUGUGGUCUCUCGCCAAGGUAUAAGUGUUUGUAACUGGUAAUAGAUUUCUGUGUAACCCCAUCCUCUUCCAAACCAAAGCAGUAGUCCCAAAGGAAAUCAAUUGUUUUCCUCAUUGAUUUUUUUUUAUCCAAGAAUGGCAUGCAUGAUAAACUAUGGGGUUGUGCAGAAAUCUUGCCACAGCUACUUUGAGGGGAGUUCUAUGCAGGAAGAAAUCAAGGAAGAUCUUUUUUAUAAUUGAUUAAGAAAAUAGCCAAUUUGAAAUGGCAAGAAUCAUUAUCUCCAAACACUAUUUCUUAUUGACUGAGCAGGAGGGCGGGCAGCGAAAUAUUUGGCUUAAGGUCAUGACCUAUGGACCCAGGACUGUAAGCAUGACAAAGAGCUAAAUAUAUUCCUAGGUAAUUUAGUAGUAUUAUCUGAGUUGGUAAAGUAAAUUGGCCACCUUAAAGAGUUACAAAACUGACAUUUUGAGCAUUAGCCCUUAGUCAGAGUGAAAGGCAAAAGGUGUUAUUUGCUUUGACAAAGGGUUAACAUUAAAAAAUAUCAGCUUUUAAACUCUUUAUGGUGGCCAAUUUACUGUAUUAGCUCAGUUGAUAAAAUUAAAUUACCCUGUUAUAUUCUCCCACUGAUGCAGUACCACAGUUUCUCUAGAAAAUUACCCCCUUUAUUCAAGUAUAUUCCUGCCUGAUGUGACUAAAUUCAGUCAAUAAGUAUCUUACCAUAUGAGGGCUAAGUUUGAAAAAAAUUUGAACCUGUUUAAGACACAAGCAAAGACACAAGAAGGGUGUAUGCAGGGCAUCUAUAAAAGAGAUUCUAAAUGAAGAAGAAUUUUUCCUCUCUUUCUCUGAGUCAGAACAAGAAAAUCACAAUCCCAAAAAGAAACUUAUUUCCUCAUUUUUGUUCACUUUCAAGUUUAAGUCCAUAACGAGAAUUCUUGUUUUUGGACAGGCUCACAUCAGCCUGUGUGGUCCUACACUGGUCAGCUUUGUGAUGCUUUUUCAUAGGAUUUCAUAGUUUAUUGCAAAUUUCCCCCAUACCAUGUAUGCAAAUUUGCCCCCUGUAGUAAAACAUGUUUGCCCCCACCUAUACCUUUACCAAUUUGCCCCCAAAUAUUUCAAUGGCAGAACCACAAUGUGCAUUAAAAAGAAGGAUUAAGUUCAAAUUUUGUAUGUGAAGGUUUUGUAUUGGUUCUAUCUACAUUUUGUAAGGAAAUAACAGUUUUAAUGAACAUAUAGCUUCACCUUUACUAUGCUAUAUUUUAGAGGAGCCUCCUCACAGGAAAAACUGGAAAAAGAAAGCAAAAAGUCAAGGUUUGUUGAGUUAAUCGUUUUAUUCCUAAGAUUUAAACCUCAAUUCUCAAAGAUAUUUGCCAUAUAUGUCUUAUAGUUUUAGAUCCACAAAGUUGGUUUUUAACCCUUUAACUCUCAAGAUCUAAUUGUUAAUUCUCCCCUCUAGCUUCUACACAUUUCCUUGUAAAUUUGUAAGGGGAAGUUGGUGUCAGACUAAGAUAAUGACUUCUACCAGAUAAUAUUGAGUGUUCUCAUCACCCUUUUGUGAAUAGUGUAUGGAUAUCAUAGGGAGAAGUUACAAGUUAAUCACCAGGGAGUUAAAGGGUUAAUUGUAAAGUGCCUUAUAGCUGAUACAUUCCUUUCUUUCAUUACCUUCUGCUUCAGAAAUUUGUCUUGGGUCAAGAGUGGGAGUAAAAACUGAAGCAUUUUUCUCUUGAUACAGUUUUCUUAAAAAUCAAUGCCUGUUGAUGAGAUUGAUUUAUUAAAGACAUAUUUAGGAAAAAACCAGCAGCUUUCUGAAUGCGUGAUGACCAAUUUUUUUUUUUUAUAUAAUCAAGGUGUGAAACAUUUCUGUGACAAACAUGGAUUAUUUCUGAGUUAGGACUUGCUUUUUUACACUGCAGGAAGUGGACCAAAUUGGGGAGGAAUGGAAGUGACUUUUGAGAGUGGCCAUGAAAAUCAAAAUGAAUCUUUUAAGCGUACAGUCAAAGUGUCAAACUCUCCCAGUGCUCAAGUUGACUCUUUAAGUAAAGAAGGUAAUAUUAAAAUCUCACUAUCAUCAAUUAUAUAUAGCAAUAUUGAUAUAAGCUCAGAUUUUAUGUCACUGUUAGAUAAAUUUGAACGUAUUUAAGAUACUUAAGCAUAUCUCAAUCAUUCUCUCCUGUCAGAAUUGGAAAUUUAUUCCAGAAUUAAGAAGGUUAGUGCCAUUUUGAAUUUGCUUCAUACUAAUCCUGAAUGAAAAUGCCUCACAAGGGGUUUUCCCUGUUCUGUACAAGGAAUUGAGCAAGGUCUCUAUCAUUUGUUUAUCUUCUCUUGUUUCCAGAAACUCCCUUGAUCCAAAACUAUUAAAGGAUGUCUGUCUCAAUUCUUUAAAAUUAACUUCUCACUUUCACUGAAAAACUUAAUAGCUCUCCUGUUUUUGUUAUGACAUUAUUAAGAAAUUCCUUGUACCUCAAAAGUAAAUGGCCAUGUUCCUUUGGCUUCUGUUAAAGCCCUCAUAGGCUUAACAUUUGAACUGCUAGAAGUGAUUAACAUGUAACUUCUCCCUACAAUAUCCAUACAUUCUCCUGUAAACGGGUGAUGAGAAUACUCAAACUUAUCAGGUAGAAGUUGUUAUCUCGAUUUAACACCAAGUUCUCAUAACUAAUUUACAAGGAAAUGUGUAGCAGCUACAGGGGAGAAUUAACAAUCAGAUCUUGGGAGGUAAAGAAAGGGAGGGCUCACCCUUUGCUCAAAGUUCGCCCUGUUUUAAACUGCAGAUGUUGGAGCAAAAACCAAAAGGGAUCUGGCUGACGAGAAUUCCAGCAGAGUACAAGAAUAUAUACCAUGAAGAACUACACAGUGAAACUUUAGAAAACCUGAGACAUCUACCUCACAUAGCAAGAUGGGAGAUGUAAGUAUUAAUUGCAAUUACAAUUUUUGUAAAAUAACAGAGAAACUAUUGGGUGUCCUGAUUGGUCAAAAACCUAUCAUUAUUGCAACAGUAAACACAUAGUUAUUUUAAAAUGGCAAUGGAUCCUCACUUUUUAUUGGUUUACUGGUGUAAUAGCCCAUUUGGGAUGUCGAGGACAGUACACAAGAGGACAGAAGACAAGAGGAUAGAAGACAAGAUUGUAAAUCACUCAUCUCCAGCACUUGAUUUACAGUGUGACACAUAUAGCUUGGAGUACUGAGUAAUAAGGGAAUCAUAGCAAUAGCCCUUUAACUUCUGUGAGUGAUGAAGACAGAAUUUCUCCUUACUAUAUCUAUACAAUAUCAUGCAGACAAGUGAUGAGAAUAAAGAAAAAUAUUAAUUAUGGGAUCACUAAUUGAUCUGAUACCAAAUUCUCCAAACUAACAUAAUGAGAAUUAUUUGGCAGACAGUAAGGAGAAUUUCUAAUGAGAUCAUUGGAGUUAAAGGGCUGGUUAGAACAUGUUAGUUUUCGGUGGAAAGAGAAAUCUGUCUCAUUCCUUUGCUUCGGAAAGAUAUGAGUCAGAACUUAAUGUAAUUCUCUGUAAGAACUCAUGCAAUUUUUUUGGUUGGCCAGUUGCAUUGACUUUGAUUUUAAAUGUAAUUUAUCGCCAGGUUUCCUGGAGAUAACAUCAUUGUUUAUCCUCCUAAACUGGUGAGUUUAUAAAAUUAAACUACUGCAGUUUUGAUGUAAUAUGCUUCUUUAAUUUUUGGAUCAGGCAAUCUUAUUUUAUGUACAGGAAUUUCAGCAAAAUUGCAUAAACAAGGUUGAAUUCUUAAUAAAAAAAAUCUUAUUUGAUAGAAUAGAAAAAAAAAAUUGGUUCUUAAGCUCUUAAUCAAGGGCUAGGUUGUUCAAAGCUGGGCUAAGAUAACCCUGGGUUGGUGUGAAAUCUGAUUUUAGAUUGGAAAGUUUAGAUGAAAAAUUAAGUAUAUUUUUUUUUUUGUAGAAUUUGCUCUAAAAAGAACAGAGAAAAUUAUCCUCUCUUAUGUUGGUUUCAAAUAAACUUGUAAAGUGAUGAAUAAAUGACUGUAAAUAUAUGAAAAUCUUAUCUGUAAACUGCAGACAAAGAGGCAAUAUGAAAGGGAUCUUCCUAGUAAUGAACACUGUAUUAGUGAAAAUCAGGCAUAAAAAAAUAAUGCCUUUGUUGUGAAUCCUAUGAUAAUGUAUAAACUUUGAUUCCUAAAAGUAUCAUGGAUUAUAGUUCCCUGCUUGACUAAAAUACCCCUCCCUCCUUUUUAGCUGGAGGAAAAACCAAAGGUCAGCCACACACAACCACAUCAGGCUAAUGGAGGUAAGAUAUUAGUAAAACUUUACCCUUUACAGCCUCACAUCAGUAUUCACAUUCUCAAUACUACUCCCUAUAUAUUUCUUAGGGUGCUGACUGAGAGAAUUUGUUUAACAAUCAGGAUCUUCUUUAGUUUGUAACAGUUUUCUUUAUUCCCAUGACUGUGAUAUUUGAUUCAGCAGUGAAAGUGUAAUGAGAAAUUAUAUUCCAGUCAGUCUAUGGGGUUGAAGGUUUAUUAAGAACUUUAUUUAUUUAUUUUUAUUUAUCCAUCAUCAGUAUGAUGUUUAUCCUCAGAUUGGCCACAGAGAUGGGUGAGAUUGCUCCAAAAGCUUCCAAAAACCCCAAAGAGUGAUUAGCAAACUAUUUUCUCCCAUCAGAAUCACCCCUAAAACAAACAUUGAGGCCAUGAGAAUAAAGAAAAUGAUCACCAACCUGAGAAGCUUUGAUUGUUAAACAAAUUCUCCUUGUCAGCACCUUAGGAAAUGUAUAGAGAACAGUAUGGAGAAUAUGUCCACUGAUGUUAGGGUGUAAAGGAUUAAUUAAUACUGCAUUACUCAGUUUAGCAACAGCCCUAUCAUGGAGAGAAGCCCAAGUGAAGGCCGCUGUGGCCUUUUGUUAAAUUUAUUCUGAGCUCACUUUAUAAAUUUGACAACUUUUCUUUCUUAAACCUUUAAUUCCCAUGAGUGGCCAAAAUAUAAUUUCUCCUUAAAAUAUCAAUACAAUAUCAACUAGAUGAGUGAUGAGAAUUAAGAAAAAUUUAAUUUGGGGUUAAUUAGUUGAUCCAAUACUAAAUUCUCUGAACUAACAUUAUAAUAAUUGUAUGGUUGAUAGUAAGGAGAAUUACAAAUUUGAUCUGAGGGUUAAAGGGUUAAUGGUGUUCUUUAUGAUAGCUACAUGAUUUUUAAUCAUAAUUCACUUAAUAUCUUUUUCCACCAAAAUUAAUUUUAAAAUUGAGGUGUGGCCUACACAUGGGUGCAGCCUAUUUGCAGGUUUUAAUACUAAUCAACCAGGGGUGCCUUUGAUCCUUUUGUUCCCAAGAUCUUGAGAGGAAUUCUCCUGACCUUGUGCCAUAUAUUUCUGAUAAUGUAAGUUCUGAGAACUUGACAGUGAUCAAACUAACAUCUCCUAGUAGAUAGAUUGAAUCCUUCAUUGGUAUUAAAUUUCUGUUUGUUCUUUGAUCCAAACUGAAAUGCGAUUUUUGAUGAAAUUUGUGUAGGUUCACCACAACAUAUUGAAAUUUAUGCACUGAGACUGCAAGAUCUUCCAGAAAAAGGGUGAGUUAAAAUAAAACAGUUGUCCAAUAUGCAUCUUUCUUUGUUUAAAGGGACAUAUUAUCUAGGUUCAUGUCAUAACCUUGAGCCAAAUAUUUUUCCAUCUGUCCCUUCCACUCAGUCAUUAAGUAAUACUAUGAUUAUUUUUAAUGUGGAUUCAUUUUGUCUCAGAACUGCAACCGAGGUUUCCAUUUCACAUGUGGAUAGUCCUGCUCAUUUUUUUAUUCAUUACAAGCACACAUGGGAUUCACUUGAUGCUCUGAGUGCCGAGUUAAAUGAAUUUUUUCAGGUAAAUUAAGAGUCAUUUAUAACAAUCUUCCAACUUUUAACAUAAACAAUGAAAGAUCAAAAUUAUGAAGUUAAUCAAAACUGUAAUCAACCCAAUUUGAGAACUAAUGGGACAGUGGAAAAGUGGACAGUUUAUGCAUAAUACCUGUGUAAACAAUUUAUAUUACUGCUGAUCAUGAUGAGAAUAGUGUUCUGGUUCUUCAAAGGUGUCAUGCAAUCCCACAUGAUUCCUGCUUAAACCUCAUUUUCCCAAACAACUUUACUACCAGUAUUCAGUGUUCAAUUUUUUCCUGUGCCCUGCCAUAAGCCUUACUAAAAGAUUGAAAUGUAGGUAACUGUUUUGAAGACCAAUAAAUGUAGGGAGUGAGUUUUUUAAAGAAACUGUGAUCCUGCAUCAGUGAAGGGUAUUACAAGGUAAUUUAUGAAUGAAAGUGAUCCUCGCAGUGAUGUGCACUACUUAGGCAGUAGUGAAAAUAAGGCCUGAAAAAAAAAAUUCAGGCCUGUACGGGAUUUGAACCCAUGACCUCUGCGAUACCGGUGCAGCGCUCUACCAACUGAGCUAACAAGCCAACUGGGAGCUGGUCAUGUUGUUGGCUUGUUAGCUCAGUUGGUAGAGCGCUGCACCGGUAUCGCAGAGGUCAUGGGUUCAAAUCCCGUACAGGCCUGAAUUUUUUUUUUUUCAGGCCUUAUUUUCACUACUGCCUAAGUAGUGCACAUCACUGCGAGGAUCACUUUCAUUCAUGUCUUUAUCCGCAGUUCAAAUAUAUGACUUUCAUAUAUUCUUAAGGUAAUUUAGUUUUACAACUGAGUUGACAGUCUAAAUUGGCCACUGUAAAGAGUUCCUAAAGGUGACAUUUUGAGUGUUAGCUCUUGGUUUGAUGAUGAUAUUUUAAGACUAUCAUGACUUUCCUCAGAAUCCCUCCAAUGGAAAGGAUCCUUUACCUUCACUUAAACAAGGAAUGUUUUGCUGCGCUCAAUUCACGGAGGAUGAUGCAUGGUAUCGAGCAAGAAUUACAGAAAUGAAAACUCAAGGAGAUGCCGCUCAGGCCCAUGUUAUUUAUGUGGACUUUGGUAACAAUGAAAUAUUACCAGUAUCAAGACUUCGCAUGCUGAGGAGAGAACAUGCAGAACUGCCAAUGAUCGCUGUGUUAUGUGCACUGGAUGGAGCUCUCCCUACUGGUGGGGUAAGAAAAGAACUUAUUCCUUUUCCUCCCAUGAAUGACUCAAUACAGAAUUUCUCCUCACAGUAUUGAUACAAUAUCAAGCAGAAAAGUGAUGAGAAUAUGGAAAAGUAUCAAUUAUCCUAUAAUCUGUUAAACUAAUACCAAAUUCUCCAAAUUUAUAUCAUAUGAAUUGUAUAGCAGACAGAAAGGAGAAUUAAUAAUGAGAUCUUGGGAGUGAAAGGGUUAAGUGGUGAAAAUUUUGCAUUCAAGCUAUGUGACAAAUUUUAAAAAAUUUGUUCAAAAUGCAUUUCAAAGUGUGUGGUCUGAAAAAAAAUCUACUCAAUGUGAAACAUUUUUGAUUUUACAGGGAAAAAAGUGGAGCAUGGCCUCAAUAGAGAGAUUUCAGGAGCUUUGUUCUGCAUCUGAAGUUUUGCAUAUGAGAGUUGUCAGAGGGGAAGGUAUGGAAAAUUUAUUUUUCCUCCUAGAAAUUACUUAAAAGAAUCUUAAGAGUAUUACCUCUCAAGAUCUGAUUGUUAAUUUUCCUCUUUAAUUGCUAAACAUUCUCUUGCAAGUUAGUUUCAAACUAUAAUUAUCAUUUUAUAACUUUCUCUGAAAAUUUUGUGGCCUGAAAUUUUUUCCUUCUUGCCAUGUCAACCAAAAUGGUUGCAUCUGGGAGGGCUGAUAACAUGUGUUGCUUUGGUUAGUGUCACUUACAGAAUUAAUUUUCCUGCUUUGUUGGCAUUUGGCUUGACACUGCUUGGUAAUCAUCACAGGAGGUCUUUAUUUCAACAAAGUAAAGAUCUGAGACAUUGAAUACAAAAUUUGUAUAUUUUGAAUUUCUUAGUGAGUAAUUUUACUGCCAUAUGAACUUUGUAAUAGACCUCACUCUGUGGAGUCUCUGUGGUUAGUGGUUAGUGGUUAGUGCUCAGUGGUUAGAGCAUUGGAGUGUGGAAUCUGAAGGUCUGAGGUUCGAUUCUUCAUGUGGACUCAGAAUUUUUUUCUUUGUCCCAUGUUUGUGACAAAGAUGAAAAAAACAUCCUUCUCUUUUUCUUUACCAAGCUCAAAGCUUACCAUCUCUCAAUUCUAUCUACAAACAUUACACUAUCGACAUUGCUGAUCCUAGCAGUAUGCAGGAGGCGUGUGAUAUGGAGCAUCAGAGCUCGGAAUCCAAAGGUCUGAGGAUUGAUUCCUCAUGGAGACUCAGAUCUUUUUUCCUUUGUCUCACACUUAUGACAAGAUGGAAAAAACAUAUUUCUCUAAUUUUAAGAAUGUUAUCACAUAUGAAUUAAAAGUUUUAAAUGAGGAAAACAAGAUCUAUCCCUUAUACUUACAAUGGUUGAUUUGCUUUCUUUCUCUCAUAAGGCCACCAUUUGUAUGUUGACCUCAUGGAUUCAAAGGGGAACAGUGUUGCUGAUACUUUGGCAAAAGAAGGCUGUGCAUUGUUGCAAAGGGAUACAGACAGUUCAUCAACCUCAUCAUCAACAAAAAGCUCAGUGUCUACCUCAUCUGUAACUCCAUCUUCUUCAACAGAUUCAUUUGUGUCAGUGACAACAACAACAUCGUCAGAGUCAUCAUUAGGUCAAAGUAGCACAGUGUCCACUUCAGACAGUGCCAGGUUUGUUAUUUUUCCAGAUUCAACAGGGCGUGAAAUUGCGCCUAAUACAGGCGCCAAUGCGACUAAAUUUUUCACUUUGGCGACCAAAUCCUGAAAGUUAGUCGCCAAAUUGGUGACUACAAUGCUUCAUCAUAACCUUACCAAGAGAUAUAGUGAAUUAAAUAAAUUUGCAAAGACAAAUCUGUGGCAAACUUCCUCGUUAAGUUUGUUUCCAAAACGUAGCACAUGCAUCUCGAUCGAUAACUAGACGCCAUCUUGGAUUUAGAUGAGCCUGAAAGUUGUAUAUCAUCCAUCCUAGUGUCCACUUUGUAGCACGUUAAAGAUCUUUUCCCUAACUUAAUUUUAGAGGGUCUAUCUAGAACGCUGACAGCGUAAAGAAAGAUUUUGUUUGUCUUUGAAAAUGCCGACCAACUUUUUUUGAAUUGGCUACCACUUUGAAGAAUUUAGGAGCCAAGUGGCUAUCAGAAAAAAAAGUUAAUUUCACGCCCUGUUCAAUAUAUAGUGAGCUUAUGUGCCAGAUGGCCCAUUCUCUCAAGGGCUAUUGCAAUAUCAUCAGUUUAAAGAGGUGUGGUAAGUGACGUUUUGACAACCUGAGCAGAAGUCAUCAUCAGAGUCAAAUGAAUAGUUGCUUUCAGGUGAAUAGUUGUUGUCAGGCGAAUGUUCUAAGUCCAGUUUGUAUAAACUGAUUUGUCAGUUUUCAUGUGAUGUUAUCGGCUGUAAGACUCAAGUGGCAGAAGUUGGUCAUGAGUGAUCGGUUUUGAUCAGUUGGUAAAGUUAGGUCUUUCUGUCAGGUUUGUUUAUAAUGUUAAUGUCUGAUAAGGGUUUUCAUUAUUGAUUAACUUUCAAGUGCACUUUUCUAGUCCAUGGUUAUUGCUAGUACAUCUAGUUCUAACAAAAUAAUUUUUUCCCCAGGGGUAGAAAAGAAGGUGGAGAUUCUGAGGAAAGAAAACCAAUUGCUCUUGCAAGGCCUUUUCUGAGACAUAGACUCUCGUCUAAAGAUGAUGAGUCACAAAAAAUUCCUGGUUUGUAUCAGAAUGUUGCUAAUGAAGACUUAGCCAUAGAAAACUUUGUUUUUCACCUUCCAACUUAGGAUACCAUUCUGUCAAUGCAACAAUUAAAUAAUUGUCAAACUGUUGUUUUUUGAAAAUUUAUGCAUUUGGUGAUGCAGUCUUGUGUUUGCAUGUAUGUGCCAUUGAACCCCUUCACUCCCUGUGAGAAUAUUUUGUAGGGGAGCAUGUUCCGAGACCCCUGGAACAAGCUCUCAAAUUGUGAGCCACCAAUUCCAUGCACAUACCCAUCUACUCCCUGACUUAUUAAGAAUUCUGCGAUAAUCUGUGUAUGUUGUCGUUUAAGAAGACAAGCAUUCAAUCAUGUUCAAAUUGAUUAUGUAUUUUAAACAUAUGAAGGGGAAAGUAUUGAUUUUUAACUCAUUUGAGGUGUUCAUUUGUUUGUUUUCCAGAGAGGGUACAAAUCCCUGAUGAGGAUUUUUUGGAUGUGUUUGUUUGUAAUGUACACAGCACAGACAACAUUUGCGUCAAUCUAUCAGGGGGAGAAUACACAGUGAGUGUAUUUUUAAGCUACUGCUUUUAGGUUUUAUAUAUAAUGAUGUCAAUAAUUAUCAAAUGAUCAUAUUAAUAGUAUUUUAAAAUGACAAGUAUGCAACUUGAACCCCAGUGGAUGCAAUUAAAAUGUUCUACUCUCUCCCACAUUGUUACCUUUUUGUACAACAACACAGAAAUAGAGUACAAAACUUAUACAAUCCAAGCUGUAAGUUAUGGAACCUUGUUUUUUUUUCACUCAGAGUUAUGGUCCACAUGCUUUGCAAUUGGUCCAUUUCUUAGGGUACAGAUCUUGCACCCAGUUAAUGAGUGGCGUUUUAUAGGUAUCUCAAGAAAUUUGAGAUGUUUGAGACCUUCAUAUCAUGUAGGUGUCCCCCUUAUUAUUGACCUUUUGACAGUAAGAGGGAUUAGCAUCGAAAUUCUCCUUUCAUUACAUCAUGUGGGAUUCACACAUCAAGGUUAUGAGAAUAAGGAAAUGAUCACAAACUAAAGAAGCUCUUGAUCGGUAAACAAAUUCUUCUUCUUGGUUAUUCAUCGUGGUGAAUAACAAUAAAAGCUAAGUUUUUCGUUUGUCUCACAAUGUCAUCACAUGUGAUGUAGAUUGCGACAUUUUGAUUGCAUACUGCUAGUCUUCUUCCAGCGAUGAGGUCAACUGGUCAUGUGUGAUCUUAUAAGCAUGAUGCUCUGCUGUGAUUAGUUGUUUUUCAACAGCUCUUCUUGGUUAGCACUUCUUGCUCUUCUUGGUCGGCACUUUAAGAAAUGUAGAGAGAACAGUAUGGAGAAUAUGCAUACUGAUGUUAGAGUGUAAAGGGUUAAUUUUCACAACUGUUAUAAAUGAAUUCCUUUUAAGGAAAGAAAAAAAACUUUCAUGCCCUUUUCCUUAUAAUUGGUCAUAAUUUUGUUGAUCUGUAUUUCUUUCAAUUUCUGUCAUUCAGGAGAAACUACUUGCUUUGGAACAGAGUAUGUCAUGUCACUAUGACGAUUCAACAGCUGAAGGUUAGCAAAAACAUUCCUUUUUUGUGGAAAUUUAAUGUGCCCAGCCUUAACAAAGAAUAUAAGCAGAGGAGCAAUGAUUAGUUAACUUGCAAAAGCAAUUCAGGAUUGCAGUGGUUCACCUUUGCCGGUUGUGACUGGUUUAGGAAAUUCAUGCCACCAGAGAGCUUCUUGAUUGAGAGUUGUAAAACCGACAUCAAAGUAAUCACAUCAGCCAAUCAGAAUAGAGAGAAAUACUCUUAAGAACCAAUUAGAAUUCAGAGUGAAACCAAGCAAACUUCCCAAAGCGCAGGAAAACAUGGGUGACUAGGUUGUGAUUGGUUUUUACAGGUAUUUAGUUUCUGAUUGUUUGAAAGUGUGACCUAAGUUUUCUGGAUUAAUCACAUAGUGAAAUAAAGGAAAACUAUUACAAUCUUGCAUUACCUUGGACACUCAGUCGAAAAUGGCUCUGUCUUAAUCAAUCAGAUGCAAACCAAAAUCAAUUACAGCCUUCAAUUGUCAGUUGAGUUUUCCCAAGACAUUCAAAAUACAUGAAGUGCGACGAGAUUAAAAAACAAACUGAAAAAAAUACCUUCUCACUUAGAUUCUGUUUUCCAUUGAUUCCUCAAUUUUUUUUUUUGCUUUGCUUUCUUUCUUUGUUUGGUUCUUUAUUUUCAUUACAUUAUUUCACCAAUUUUGCCAUUGUUGCUCCAUUUUUUUACAAGAUAAGAAAGCCCAUACUCUAUAAGCUCCAUAGUUUCUUUGCUUUGACCUCUCUCUCCUUUUCACUCCUACACAUUAAAUACAGUAUUUAUAGUUCUACGGUGGCCAAAAAAAAGUGAUUAAAAGAACAAUUGUGAAAACUUAUCUUAAACUUUUCACCUGUCCUCUUGUUUACAUUUUGUUUGAUUUAGCACCAGUUAAAGCCAUCCCUGGAAGCAUAUAUGCAGUAUAUUCACAGGAUAUCCAUUCAGAUGGUCUUUGGUAUAGGGUCAAGGUGCUUAAAGUAAAGGGAGACAAGGCUCAUAUAGAAUACAUGGACUACGGGGACAAAGGAGUGAUACCAAUAUCUAGCUUACGAAGUAUUCCUUCCAGAUUUUUGGAAUUACCCUUCCAGGUUUGUGAUAAGUUCUUCUGGUUGUGGUUUUAUUUUGCCAGACAAUAUUUAUAUAAUAGAGCUCAAUGCACUACAGGAACUUGGUUGCUAGAUUUAAAAGCAGACUAUCUUUGGGACAGUAAAUAAUGCCACUUUUCUGAUAUUAUUUUUGUCGUAGUUUGUUAAUUUUUUCUGUUUUAAGUAAGUAAAGGACUUAAGCAACAAGGCUCUGUUGUUCAAAGGGCAGAACUCACUCUCCAAUGGAUAAAUCAUCGUCCAGCUGACAAGUGUUAACCCUUUCACUCCUGUGAUCUCAUUGGUAAUUCUCCCUGCUUUCUGACACAUAAUUCUUAUGAUGUUAGUCAGGAGAAUAUGACAUUGAAUGAACUACAAGUGAUAAUCCCCCAAUUAUACUUUUUCCUCAUUCUCAUCACUUGUCUGCUUGACAUUGUAUUGAUAUUGUAGGGAGAAAAACAGUGUCUCAGUCUCCAGUGGGAUUUAAAAGGUCAACAAAACAUACUGGAUUAAGAUUAAUCCUGUAGACUACAUUGUUCUAAUCAGGUUAACCCUUAAACUCGCAGAUCAAAUUUGUAAUUCUCUGACUGUCAACUGUACAAUUCUUAUAAAGUUAGUUCAGAGAAUUUAGUUUUGUAUCAACUAAUUAUUCCCAAAUUGAUAUUUUUCUUUAUUCUUAUUGCUCAUUUGGUUGACAUUGAAUUAAUAUUGUAAGGAGAAAUUCUGUUUUGGUCACUCAUGGGAGUUGAGGGGUUAAGCACUAUGAUCUUAAAAUUACUUGAUGUGUAAGGUUACCUUCAAACUCUUUUUGUGCUGAAUUCCUCUGUAAGAAUUUGUCUGUUUGUGAACAGUGGGGUUUCUUACCGCUGGACCUACCUACUGAGUCUCAUCACAUUGUUUUUUUCCAAGGCUUGCACUGUUAGCCUCCAUGGACUUCCUAAAACAAAGAAUGAUGAAGUUCUGUUGAAAGUGAAACACAUGACGCUCAACAAAGAUAUUGUGGCCCAAGUUAUACAAAGGUAUGAACUUGUGCACUGCAUGUACAGUUUAAGUGUAAGGGUUAGUGAAGUCUUUCAGCACUGCAAAACAGACUGAUGUCAGCAUGCAACCCACUGGCAAAUGGAUUGAGCAUAUUAGCCAAUCAAAGGGUGCACUUUUGUAAAGCUAUAUUAUAAAUUGUUAAUGGUGAUGUCAUCCAAGCAUCUGUCCUCCGAUAGAUCAUGAGUAACAACCAAUCAAAAUGCAUGUAUAAUUCGGCUUCAGUUAUCAAGCUGAAAUGGAUUUUGUUUGUGUAAUGCAUUAAACAUUUUCUUUCUUGUGUCUGUAGGGAUGGAAAUACAGCAUCAGUAGAAUUAUAUGACACUUCUUCCGAAGUUGAUAUCAACAUCAACGCAAUGUUACAGCGGUUGGUCAUUCCAGAUGUGGAUAUGGCUCCAGUCCUUCCCAAGGUAAAAGCUGUAACAGUAUCAGAGAGGAGGACUUUUAGAGAUGUUAUGUUAAAAAUAAGAGAAAAUUUCAGUGAGGGGCGCUAAGGUAUGCUUUUAUAGUAAUUGUUCAGGGUAAAACCAUAAUUAACAAUUAUUCCAGUAGUGUCCAUUGGACAUGACAUGAUAGUUGGCUUAAUCAUCUCAUUUCCAACAAGCAGAAGUAAAAUAAUUGUUUUAUUAAAAACCUCUCAAAAUAUAGAUAAAUCUUCCCAACUUUAUUUUGUGAGAGCAAACAGAAUGUUACAUUGUACAAAAACACUUCUGGUUUAACUCAUUUUCGUGCAUGGGCAUGGUAUAAUGACUCAUAACCCAUGAUGGCUGAGCUAAUUAAAACUCUUCAAUUGCAUUAUCGAAUAAGGAUCUUGCUGCACUUGGUCUAUACAAAAACAACCAAAACCCAAAGCAGGGAAGCAGUUUUAGUCAUUAUAUGGCACUUGGACCAAACUUGUUUACUUCGAAUUUGCCAGCUUUUGCUGCCAAAAAUACACGGCUUAUGGCCAUUUCCAUGGAAACAGUCUGUAUGACAAAAUACACACCAAGUAUGAAGUAAUCAGAAUGCUCAAGCAAGGAUUUACCAGAGGACUACCUCGCCGUAUAGUGACAUGGAUUAUUUUUCUGUUUUGUUAGGUUGGAGAGCAAAUUGAAGCAUUUGUGACUUAUAUUACACCAGAGGGUCAUGUGUUCAUACAGAUUCCUGGUGGGGGCACUACAAGGUUGAAUGAACUUAUGGAAGACAUUGCUGAACAUUACUCACAGGUAAAUUUGGUUUAGAAUUAUUAUUCCACUAUUAUGCUAUUUUCUCAUAUUUGGGCAAUGGAACUUGAAAAAUAUGCUACAGUAUUGCAGGUAGGGCAUGGCAAAAAUAUGAAUGGAAAGUGGGAGAACAGAAUGGCCUUACUGCAGGAUCCACAUUUGGCUACAUUCCUUAUUUUAGGCUUGACUUAAAGAGCAAUGAACUUUAAAGUCCAUCAGAAUUUUUUUUGCUAGGUUAAAAAAAAAAUUCAGUGGUUUUGCUUUUGCUGUUUGUCUUUCAUGCAGGCUGGUUUUGAUCAAUACUAUGCUUAAAUGGAUCAUAGGAUGUAGAGAUUGAAAUAAUUAUGGAUGUAUCCAUUAUUCAAUGAUUUAACACAUAACAAGGGCAGAUCUUUUGCACAUUGCUCUCAUUUUUCUUUGCCUAUACAAGGCUUGGAAACAGUGUGCAACUUGCAAAAUAUCUGCCCAUGUUAUAAAUUAAACCAAUGAAUAAAGUGUAUAUAUAUAUACAUAUUUUUUUUUAGCCCAGUGUGACAUGAGUAUCAAAAUAAAGUGAUUUUGUUGUAAUACUUUUGCCUCAACAUCUGAAUGUGACUUUUCAAAAUAAUAAAAAUUCUCAACCUUUAUUUAGUAAGUUAAAUAAGAAAAUUUGAUGACACCCUCCUACUGAUCAGAGUAUCUCUUCUCAUUAGCUAUUUUCUGGAUAAUUUAUUGCCAAUAGUUAGGAGAAGUAGGAAUGUAAUCAUUGUGUUUAUUUCUAAUUGAUUUUCAGCCAACAAAGGCUGCUGAGUUUGUAUCCAGUCCCCACAAAAACAAAAUGUGCUGUGCAAAAUGUUCAGAUGGGGUCUGGUACAGAGCCAUAGUGACAAAUGUAUUGCCAGACAGACAGGUAUUUCCUCUACAGAGAGUGAUGAUGACAUGUUCCAAAUGAUAAGUUAUACAUUGACGAUAUUAAAAUUCGUGACAAGUUUUUAAAACAUUGUUUGUCUCAAUUGGGAUGAGUCACACUUGAAGAAUCACCCUGAGAGUGACUAGCAUCUAAUUUCUCCUUACAAUGUCACACCUGAAUCACACUCUGUGAUCAUGAGAAUUAAGGAAAUCAUCAUGAACUCAAGCAGCUCUUGGUUGUUAUACAAAUUCUCCUUGUCAGCAUCUUAGAAAUUGUUUAGAGAACAGUAUGGUGAAUAUGCACACUGAUGUUAGGGUGUACAUUUGGGCUGAGUGCUCUAUCUUAUGAGGUUGGGUUCUUUGUUUCACAGAGGCUCAGAUCAUUUAUUUCAUUAGAGUUUUAAACUUUGUUUUUCUGUGAGAAGGUGACGUAAAUAUAGAAAACCUUUUGAACAUCACUGAGAUAUUAGAGCUGACAUUAAUUGUGUUUGGUUGUAACUGUGGUUUGUUUGUAAUAUGUUAAAGGUCGAAGUGCAGUAUGUCGAUUUUGGAAACAUAGAAGCACUUCCACUAGCAAGUCUGCGUGAACCAACAAGGGCCAUAAGUCAUGUCAACUCUCUUCCUUUCCAGGUACUCCACCCCACUUGUCUCUAUGUGCCGUGCUCUCCCUCCCCUGACAGAUACUCCACUCCACUUGCCUUUUGUUGUCUCCCCACCUGUCAUUCUCUCUCCUUUUAGGUACCUCACCCCCAUGUCUUAUUGUGUCUCUGCCUUGCUGCUCUCUUCCCUUACGGGUACCCCUCCCUAUUUGUCCUCACCCUCCCUCGCUCUCUCUUCUUACGAGUACCCACUCCACUUGUUGUGUUCCCUUCCCCCCUUGCUCUCUUCCCUUACAGGUACCCCUCCCUAAUUGUCUUUUUGUUUCCCACCUCACUGUGUUCCCUUUAAGGUACCCCACCCUCAUGCCUUAUUGUGUCCCUCCCUUGCUGCUCUCUUCCCUUACCAGUACCCCUCCCUACUUGUCUUUUUGUUUCCCUCCCCUCACUCUCUCCCCUGACAGGUACCCACUCCACCUGUCUCAUUGUGUCCGUGUGCGCCCUUUCCCCUCCCCCCAUCUCUUUCUCUCUUCCCUCACAGGUACCCCUCCCUAACUUACCUUUUGUUUCCCACCUCGCUGUCUUCCCUUUCAGGAACCCCACCCGCACACCUUCUUGUGUUCCCUCUUGCUCUCUUUCCUUCCUCUUCCUUCUCAUCCAACUUUCCUUUUUGUAUUUCUGCCAGCCCUUUGUCGUUGUUGCAGUGAUUUCUUUCAUUUUAGCUUACCUCUAAGUAAGCAGCUUCUCUAAAAUUAAAACUUGAAGAAGGGGUGGUAUUUUAAAAUUUCCUUCUUUUGCAAUUUACGUAGUAUUGUAUAUGAUAAGAGAACUUAUUUAUGGAGUGUAAUUUUGAAUCUAUUUUUUUAUCUGUCAUGAAGGCGUUAGAAUGCAAGCUGGAAGGAACUGAGAAGGUACUCCAUGUAUGCGUUUAAUAUUAUACUCUUUCUCCUUUGCAUUCUUUACAGUAGUGUCUGAAAACUCGCUGAGGUAAAAGGCAUGACUGGUAACUACUUUCUGUUCUUUCCUUAGACCUGCCUGACUGAAUGUUCUUUUUAUUUUUUGUAGCAGGGCCUGACAGAGGAACAGACUGAGACGAUCAUUGAGAGGGAUGUAUUACUUGAGGUUAGAACUUAAGACUCACAGAUAUUUCAAAUAAAUCUCUUUCAUGAUGGUAAGCACGAUUACCAUUCUUUCAAGCGAAUGGAAAUUUAUUCUGACACCAAUUGCACUUGUUGUUUGUAUUUUGACUCGCCGUGGGGACUGGAGACGUAUUUACCCAUGGGUGGAGAGGGGCGAUAUUAUGGCUUUACCCAGAAACACAAUUAACCCCCCAGGUCUUGGACACACACUUACCUCUGUCGGAGACUGGAGCCGAACAAAGUUAAGAUUCUCUUCGCUCUGAUGAAGGACUAACGCUCGAAACGUCAGCUUGGAAACUCAUUACGGAGGCCAGUUUAAAUUAGCAAGUCUGUUGUCAAGUCUGUUGCUAAAACCAAAUUAGCAUAGUAAAGUUUAUUUCUGUGGCUGAAUUGUGCUUGUGAGUGCAAUCAAGUGUUUAUCUCGUCAUCGCGACAUUGUGACUUCUUCCGUGAAAUUUAAAAAUUUAACUGGUUGCUACUGUAUCUGUUUCUUUUUCAGGUUGUUCAGAUGGCAGACGUUCCUUUGGUGAGGCUUUUUAUUUCUUCUGAGAAUGAGGUAGAUGCCUUAGUAAACGUGGGAGAGGUGUUGGGAUUAGAGACAGAAGAACGGAAAGAAACACACAAUGAAGCAGCUGCUGCUGGGUAUGUGGGACUUGGUUUUAAAAUGUAUCAAUUAAAUUCUAUGUUGCCGUUUCAUAAGUAAUCACAGACGACGUCAAAAUUUGAUAAGAAAAAAAAUGGCACACAAGGCUCAACUGUGUGUAUCACUGUUGUUCCUUCCGCAUUUUGACGCCCUCUGUGAUCUCUUACUGUAUAGACCCACGGAAUCUAUUUGUGUUAAAUGAUAAGAAGCACGCCACGCUCGUGACAAGACGAAAAACAUCUUUCUCUAUUUCUUUACCAAGCUCAAAACUUACUAUCUCUCUUAUUCCAUUCAUAAACAUGACGCUAUCGACAUCGCUGAUCCUAGCAGUAUGCAGGACGCGUGUUAUAUGAACUUUGUAACAGACCUCGCUCACCGUAGAAUCUCUGUGGCUCAGUGGUAGAGCAUCGGAGCGCGUAAUCCAAGGGUGUGAGGUUCAAUUCCUCAUGGGGACUUUUUUUCUUUGUCCCACGCUCGUGACAAGACGAAAAACAUCUUUUUCUGAGAAGCAAAGUGUUGUUAACGGUGACAUCUAUGCGUCUAUCCUCCAAGAGAUCAUAAGUGAAAACGAAUCAAAAUGCAUGAACAAUUCAGCCUAUCAUGUAAAAAAUGUUUAUGUUAGACUUGAUUCCAAAGGUCCUCGGUCUUACGCUCGUCUCCUUUUCUUGGUAAUUUGAGGUUCACCCUCUCAGAGGUGCUGUAAACCCUUUAACUCCCUUGAGUGACCAAGAGAGAAUUUCUCCCUACAAUAUCAAUACAAUGUCAGGCAGACAAGUGAUGAGAAUAACGAAAAAUUUGCAUUAGGGAAUUAUUAGUUGAUCUAAUACAAAAUUUUCCGAACUAAUAUCGUAAGAAUUGUAUGGCAGACAUUGAGGUGAAUUACUAAAGAUAAAAAAUGCGUGUUUUAUAUGAACUUAUUUAUGGUUAAGCGUACCUUCAAAUUCUCUUUAGCUCAGUGGUAGAGCAUGGAAUCUAAAGAUUUUCUUCUCCCCUGGUCAUGACAAAGUGAUUAAAAAAAGUUGUCGUUACCUUUCAAUGCGCACUCAAUUUCUUUUGUUUUGUUUUUUUUUUAUCAGAAUUGACAGCACUGCUUUGGAAUAUAAUGAUGAUGACAAAGACAGCGUGACGUCAGAGAGCUCCACAGAGGCCUGUAGGCCAGUAGAUGAUGGCAACAUGACCACAGCGCUCCUCUCCAAACCGUGGGUGGACAUUUGUAUACUGGAGGCUAUUGACCCCAGCACGUUUGUGGUGAGAGCAUGGGUACCCUGUGUCAAUAUAGAUGUACAAUAACACAUAACCAGUCUUCAAAAGUUCAAAUGUCUGGGGAGUUGUCGGGGAAGGGAGCUGCUGAAGCUUCGGAUUGAUAGACGCAGAAUACCGUGUCCUUGCUUGAUGAUGCUGGAAUAAAUUGUUGUUGUUUGUAAUGUUUCUUUGUAUCAUUAUAGUUUCAGUGUUUGGAGCUCCUACAACAGAAGGAGGAGCUUGAAGAGAAAAUGCAGAAAUACUACACAGUAAGUGGUGACAGUUCACUCAAUUUCUCACAGGAGAGGAUUACGAGUCAUGUGCGACUCGUUCGCGCAUGAUCAGUAGGUCCACUCCAUGAAUUGUAGUGCGCUCACACCAAAAAAUAACUGCAACGAAACUUCUUAAGGAUAAAUGAAGGUUAUUUUUAGAAGAAGCUAAUAAGGUGUUAUCUUUUCAGGCACGUUUUUAAGCGGAGAGCUUUAUUUGAAGUGUUUUAAAAUUUCGUAUUCCCUUCAUAGGGUAGAAGCCGAACUCCUUUCAGAGAUAUCAGGCCAGGUGUUUUCUGUGCAGUUUAUCAUGUCGAGGAUGACAUGUGGUACAGAGCAGUGGUCAAUACUUCAUUCUCCCCCCAACAGGUCAGUUUACCGUGGUCUUUACAACAAUAAUGGAUUAGCAAGUUUGUUUGUUCUUUUCUAGACUUCGUCCCUAUCCCCUGGCGUUAAUAUAAACAUUGUUUGUUUGCUCGUUUACAUUAAUUCCUGUUGCCAGACUUGCGUACGUUUUGCUGAUUAUGGAGACUUUGGUCUGGUGUCAUUCGCCAAUUUACAAGCUUUACCAGACGAGUUCAGAGAGCUUCCGCCCAUGGCUAUUCAAGGUUGCCUGCACGGUAUGUAAAUGACUACAAUUUUUAUAUAUGAAUAGAGGGGGUAAGUUUCUAAGGAAACUGUGGUGCUGCGUCGGUGGGAGAGUAUAACAGGGUAAUUUAGUAUUAUCAACUGAGUAGAAAACGUAAAUUGGCCACCGUAAAGAGUUUAAAGGCUGACAUUUCAAUCGUUAGCCCUUCGUCAAAGCGAUUGGAGGAGACGAGAGGAGAUUCACAUGGCAGUUUCGUGUUUGUGUUGUAACCUCACUCGUGUUUCCCCGUCCUUUUCUAAGUUACCAAAAACUCUGACUGUUGGAAGAUCACAACGACAUUGACUGUCUCUGCCGAAGAUUUUACUUUUGUGGCCAAUGCACAUAUUUUUGAAGAAGAGAUGCUCUUGAGUAAGAAAAAUUUAAUAGAAUGUUAAUCGCGUGAUCAGUUUUGCUGCCCAGCGACUGCACAGAUUGCUGGGACUCUUCUUUGCAUCCUUAUCACGUUUUUAGCAUUCUAAGCGACUGGCGACGAGUUUGGGGGGGGGGGGAAUCUCAUGGUUUUUAGGGGUAACGGAGGGGGGAGUAGUCGUCACCGGCAGAGUAUGACUGGGGGGGGACAUUGAAUGCUAAUUAACUGUUAAUGAGGGGGUUCAUAAGACCGUUACAAAACCUUAUGGGGGGGGAACAGUAAAUUUUUAUCGUGACACAAACAAAAUCCUUUGACUCUACCCCCCUUUCCUAAGGUGAUAGAUUAUGAUCAGCCCCCAACUUUCAUCGCCUGUGAAAAAAUAUGGUGAGGAGUGUAAAGAGUCUGGGUAUGAUGAGCCGUUUAUUUUACCCGUGUAGGGGUGGAGCCAGUAGGAGAGGACUUAGCACGUUGGUCACAGGAGGCCAUCGACCUGUUUGGAGAAUUGACCGCUGACAAGAAGCUAGUAGCUAAACCAAGAGGCCUGGUGGCUAAUCGUAGCCGGUUGACAAACGAAGAAACUAAAGUGUCACUUGAGCUUUAUGACACCUCAGAAGGGAACGAAGACGUGCUUAUUGCCGAUGUCUUGGUUAAUAAGAGCUUGGCGAAGAAAAUUAGCGAAGGCUAAGUUGGAAAUGAAAUAAAAUACUGCAUGCCUUGAAGAGAGCAUCGUCAUCGGCUAUGCACUUGUCAAGGCGUUUGAGAAAAACAGGCAAAUUCUUUGCGAUAGGAAAACAAAUUCCUAUCAAGUACGAGUUCAAUAAGGUUGCUUGCUCGGUGAUGUUGUUACCUCGUAGUUGCCAUUGCAGUCGUUAUUUUCGUUGUCAUGCAGCAAUGGUAUGCGUGACAUGCUAUUGUGCGCGUCAGAUUAGCAGAAACAACCGGAGCAGGAUUUUAAGACGAAGCAACGUUUACUUACGUCGGUUAAACAAGUACUGAGGUAUUGAGAUUGAGCCAAGCUGCUCAAAGCAGCUCUAAAAGAGGUAUUAUGCUCCAGAAUUUCUUUUGCUUUUUUUAGUUUUUUUUCCAGUUACAGUUAGGGAAAGGAUCGCUAGUGUUGAUUUAAUUAAAACCCUUAACUUCAAGAAGUGAUCUACACGUAACUUCUCUCCAUAGUAUCCUAAUGUCAUCUAGAAAAUAGGCAAUGAGAAUCCUCAAACUUACCAGGUUGUAGUUUUCUUCGAUCUAACACCGAACUCUCUUAAAUGGUUUACAAGGAAAUGUGUAGCUGCUAGAGGGGAGAAUUGACGAUUAGAUCUUUGGAAUUGAAGGAUUGAUUAUUUACGGUUUUUUUUAGUCGCUAUUUCUUAAAAUUACCUGCUUUAUGCCAGCUGUUGGAAUGAUCAAUAGAUAUUCAACCCAGCUGUGUUAAAGUCGAAUGAAUAAAGUGGGUAAGUUCUAAAGAAACCGUGAUGCUACGUCGGUAGGAGAGUAUAACAGGGUAAUUUAGUAUUAUCAACUGAGUUAGUAACAUUUUGGCCUCCGUAAAGUGUUUCAUAGCUGGCGUUUCGAGCAUUCGCCCUUCAACAGAGCGUAUGACGCCUCUCGCCUUUCGCUCUGACGAAGAGCUAACGCGCGAAACAUCAGCUUUGAAACUCUUUACGGUGGCCAAUCUACGUUCUCAACUCAGUUGAUAAUAUUAAAUUACCCUGUGUAAAACUCUAGCUUACCUGAACUCCUGUGUACGCUACCAAAGAAGUCCUCUGAGCGCCGUCUUAGCCAGAGUCACGUGCUGCGCGCCUGUGACACGACUCACGAGGAAUCGCGCCUCACGUGCGUUGCUCUUCAAAAUGCCUACCUCAUAGGAAGUCUGUUAAGCGGCUGUCUAAUUUUUCACCAGGCACUAGAAUAUUGGAAUAUUAUUGAUUUGUGAAAGCAUUCUAGUUAGCUUAUUACGUCAAGUCCUAGCUUUUAAUUGUUGUUAUAAAUUUACAAUGUGUAAUUGUAAUGUAAUUGUAAGAUUGUAAAUUUACAAUGUGUUGAGAUUUACUUGUAAAAUCUACUUUGAAAGAAUAAAAGUAUUUUAGUAUUAAAUCUGUCACGAGAUACUCAACAAGAACCAUAUUUUGCUGUGCUGCAAGGUAUCUUUGCUUUCAUUGUAU
Molecule: messenger RNA, 23143 nt
Organism: Pocillopora meandrina
Lineage: Eukaryota; Metazoa; Cnidaria; Anthozoa; Scleractinia; Pocilloporidae
Source: the annotation of a GenBank genome assembly